AUGAAAGACCUAGUAUUAGCACCAAAGAGCAAGAUCGAGAUGAGCACAUACCGCAAACAGCUCCAAUCCUUGGAAGCACUGUGGGCUGGAAAACCAGAACCCGAUUUCAAGAAGAAGCGAGUUCCGCCCCCAAACGAGGGAAAGGGCCUGUAUGACCCCGUGUUGGCACCAAAGAGCAAAAUCGAGAUGAAGAACUAUCGCCAACAGGUCAAAGCCUUGGAAGCUCUGCGUGCCGGAGAGCCAGAACCCAAAUUCAAGAAAAAAGGUACUGUGGUGCAGAGACAAAAUUCUUAUUGGGGGAACGGCUGGGACGACCAGAUAAAAGCUGAGCGUAUUGAACGUAAAGAGGCACAGGCACAAAAGAACCUCAAAGCCAUCAACAGCGCUCGAUCUAGAGCGGAGAAGAAGAGGAAUGACCACGCGAACACUGUUCGAGCUAGGGGCAUGCCACAAACCUAUUUCAGGAAGAGUAUGCCAGCGGCUGCGAAAAUGAUAGACAUGUGCGAUUCCGAACCACGUGGGGGGCCGAAAAUCACGACUAGAGCGCAGAGAAGUAAGAUUCCUAUACCGCUAUUGGCUGAUGUACCGGCUCGUAGACCAAGCCUUCGCGGGAAGUCGAAGGCCGACAAGACCGCGCAUAAAAGCCCGCCGCAGCUAGAAGCAGAGCCAGAAAUACUCAAAGGGAAGGCACUGUACAACAAAUUGACGACCCCCUCGGCCCAAACCCCGACUCGUAGAAUGAGUUUCAACGCGUACGGUCAAUCAGCAAUUAACAAAAGGGGCAUUUUAGUUCCAACUUAUUAUGUUCCAACAGACGAGGAGAAGGAAGCAGCGGAGAAAGCAGCGAGGGUGAAGGUUUUACAAGCCGCUGAGAGAGAGCAUGAUGCUAUGCUGAGAAAGCUUGAAGAAUCUUUCGAAGACCAGGACAAAAGACUCGAAGCGAGGCGCAAGAGAGAAAAUAUCGAUGACCGGAUCGAAUUACGAUCAGAAGAAAGUCUGCGUCAAAGGCGUGAUGUAGAGUUUCUGAAGAAGAGACCAGUUGGACUGUUCAGAGCACUCUACUAG
Molecule: messenger RNA, 1065 nt
Organism: Alternaria ventricosa
Lineage: Eukaryota; Fungi; Ascomycota; Dothideomycetes; Pleosporales; Pleosporaceae
Exons: 2
Coding region: 1-1065 (354 amino acids)
Source: RefSeq, a predicted model, not a curated record